AUGGCCACUCUCGAGAAGAAAGAUAUCAGUGAUAGCAAGCUCGAGUAUGCUGAUGAUCUCGAGAAAACCAAUACCACAUGGGAUGACAGACCGACUCUUGAUCCCGAAGUGGACAAACGCAUCACACGAAAGUUCGAUACACAUGUGGUCCCGUGGUUGUUCGGCUUAUGGCUGUUAGCCUUCAUCGAUCGCUCCAAUAUCGGCAACGCCAAAAUUGAUGGACUCGUCACCGAUCUCAAACUCAACGGAAACACCUUCAAUGUUGCAUUGGCUGUCUUUUACGUCCCCUACAUUCUAGUCGAUGUACCGUCGAACCUCGUCUUGAAGUACUUCCAAGCAGGUUAUUACCUUCCUGCACUCAUUAUCGGGUGGGGCUUGGUUGGGAUGUGCAUGGGCUUCGUGAAAAGCUAUACUGGACUUAUUGUUACACGCUUCUUCCUUGGUCUGAUGGAGGGCGGCCUCUUGGGCGGCAUGAUCAUCUACCUUGCGAUGUUCUACAGGCGUCAUCAGCUGAUGUUCAGAAUUGGUCUGUUCUAUUGUGCGGCCCCAUUGUCUGGUGCGUUUGGUGGACUUCUCGCUACAGGUCUCGCCAAAAUCCACACUAGCAAUUACAAAGGAUGGCCGUUCAUCUUUUUCGUCGAAGGAGGCAUCACCGUACUCUUUGGCAUUCUUACCAUAUUCUUCUUGCCGCAUACACCAGCCGAAUCAAAGUUCUUGACUGAAGAAGAGAAGGAGGGCGCUGCUCUACGCAUGCACUUAGACUCCCACGGUUCCGACGCUGCGGACAAUGUGAAGAACGAGACGUUCAGCUGGCGCUGGGUUCGCAUGGCUUUCAUAAACUGGAACACCGUCCUCCUCUCGCUGAACUUCUUCGCGAUCAUCACGCCUAUCUAUUCGUACUCGCUGUUCUUGCCAACGAUCAUCAAGAGCUUGGGAUACAAGGCAGUUCACGCACAACUUCUGACUGUGCCACCAAACAUCGGAGCCUUCUUCAGCGUACUUCUUGUCACAUAUCUUUCCGACAAGUACCGUAUGAGAGGCCCCUUUAUGUUGGCCGGAUGCACUAUCGCAGUGGGUGGAUACAUUAUGCUGAUCUCGAGCAACCACCACAUGAUCCAGUAUGGUGGAACCUUCCUGGUCGCUGCUGGCAUCUUCCCUUGCAGUCCUCUGGUUAUGGGAUGGCUGGCCAACAAUCUCGCUCCGCACUACGUUCGCGCAACAGGAACGGGUGCUCAGAUCAUGAUUGCAAACUGUGCUGCGUUCAUUGCUACAUUUACAUACCUCUCCAAGGAUGCUCCUCGAUUCAUCACUGGUCAUGCCAUCAACAUUGGUAUGCUGUGUCUGUCCUUGAUCAUCACCUCCUGGCUGUUGGUCUACUGCAGCUGGGAGAACAAGAAGAGAGCGACUGGUAAGCGGGAUAGCAGAUUGACAGAGGGAGACGAGUCAAUGCUCGGAUACAGGCAUCCAUCCUUCAGAUACACAUUGUAG
Molecule: messenger RNA, 1488 nt
Organism: Aureobasidium namibiae CBS 147.97
Lineage: Eukaryota; Fungi; Ascomycota; Dothideomycetes; Dothideales; Saccotheciaceae
Product: MFS general substrate transporter
Exons: 7
Coding region: 1-1488 (495 amino acids)
Biological process (GO): transmembrane transport
Cellular component (GO): membrane
Molecular function (GO): transmembrane transporter activity
Source: RefSeq, a predicted model, not a curated record